UGUUGGCAUCAGAAUAGGAACUUUCCUGGGCUUGGAAAGGGCUCCUUGUUCUGCCGGGGACUUUGGUUAGAAGUGAGAUCCCCGCCCCUGGUCUGAUGGCCCCACCCUUCCCCCACCCCCCACCCCCCUGGCCGUACCUUCACGGCCAUUGUCGCUGUCCCCUGCGUGCGUGUCCCCUGCGUGCGUGCGUGGGCCCUCUGCUUCCCCGUCACGCUGCGUGGGUUCAAAAAACGAGGCCAUCUAUGCGUCCCUUGUCUGACCUUUAACCCGAGCCGUGGGGGUUGGGCUUGUCGGGCGCGGACACGCGCGAUCAGCUGAUGAGAGCGCAAGACGACCCAACCCAACGGUUUCUUCGGCUGAUGGGUUUCUCUGGCGGAUGGUGUAUUAUAUAAUAAAGGUCGCUUGUAGGGAAGAUGUCUGAGAAACUGAGGAGAUGCAGAAAGGAGCUGACUGCAGCCAUCGACCGGGCCUUUGAAGGAGUCAGCCAUUCCCAGGAGUGCUUGGGCCGCCCGCGGGUGGAGCUGGACGCCGCCCCGCUCGCCUUCCCCCUCCCCGUGCACCGGCUCCUCUGCCCGAGGCACCCGCUGGUAGCCUGCUCCUCUGCGGCUCCAUUCUGUCCCGUCCCUGGCGCUCCGGAGAACGAGAACGUGGCCUUUGCACCAAACCAUGCCCCCGUGAAUGCAAAGCCCCAGGCGCUCUGCCCCAAAAGAAAACCUCUGAGCAGCAAGGAAAACAUCGUGAUGCGUUCCUCCAUUUUGGCACCCGAAAGACAGUUUUGGCGAGCAACAGGAGAUGGGGAGAACUGGAGAAAAGACAGUCUAAGGAAUGAUACAGAGAAGGAUUUGAAAGUUGACCCAAGCAUCCCACUCGGUUCCAGCCAAGAGGUCACAAAGGAUCUGCUUGAUAUGAUUGACCAUACAAGCAUCCGAACUAUUGAAGAAUUGGCUGGUAAACUAGAAUUUGAAAACGAGUUGAACCGUGUGUGUGGCCACUGUGAAGAUUUGCCUUUCAAGGAGGAAGCCUGGGCCCUGCCGGUUUACGAGAGCCCUCAGAAGGCCCCGGACGCAGACUCUGGCAGCCUCAAGCAGGCUUUCGAUGACCACAGUAUCGUGGAGACUGUUCUGGACUUGGAAGAGGACUACAAUUUGAUGACCUCUUUUAAAUACCAAAUUGAUUUAUCUGCAGUGGACCUGAAUCACUUCUGCAGAAAGAAGAAAUUAGAGUUGUUUUUUAAAACCUUCACCUCCACCAACCAGCCGUGGGCAUCCCUCACCAGAUACCUGCCCAGAGGUGACCUUCACAGUUUCUGGGAACUGCAGCAGGUCCAAGACUGGCACGGGAGGCUCAGCAGGACCCUCACUAGUGGCUCACGCUUCCCUGAUAGUGCUGAACCCUCAGGGCCAGAAGCUCUAGGUCUCACAGAGCUGUUUCUCAGCACUUAGUUCUCCCUGGAGAGGCUUUGCAGAGGGGGUGGCUGCUGGGAGCAGAGAGCCGGUGCUAACCCUAUAAGACUGAAAUGAGAGGACUUUUUUUCUGCCUGCAACAUACUGUGGCACUUGGGAAUGAGAGCCGAGCCUGGCUUAGGGGUGGGGCAGAAGGGAGGCUUUAGAUUCUCCUGGCUGGGUAGACAAGUAUACCUCUAGCUUAGCAAAGCCUUUCUGUGAAAAUUCAGAUUUACCAAAGAACUAAUCCAGCCUGGACUCCUUAAAGGAGGAGCUUUUCCUCACUGUAGAAACAGCUGUUGGGUAAAGCAGGUGAGCCCUGAGCCUCUGGCAGGGCACUCGCAGAGUAGCUGGGAUGGCCACAUGGUCAUUUCCCUGGUGAUACCUUCUCUUGUCUCUGCCUCCCUGGCUCCCCAAGGUGCCCAAGGGACACCUUCCUGCCUCUGUCAUAUGCCUCAUGGCGGCAGGCAGAAGCGUGCUCAUCUGCGCAGAGCAGAGGUUUGGGGAGCCAGUCUCUAGGGAUUGAGCUGGAGGAAUAACAGGAGCCUAGUUUUUUAUUCGCCUAGAACAUUUAUUUUAAUAAAACUUGGGACCAAAGACUUCUUGGGGAGACAUUGAUAUUUGAGAAACUAAAAUUGUUUUACGUCAUUUGGUACUCUCCCCCGCAGUUCAUCUUGGCAAGCCAAACAAUCACUGGAUUGUUUCCGUGGAAACACCAAACUGCAGUUUGGAUUAGCAGAAUCAAAAUAGAAACAAGGCAGCUUCAAGAAUAAAUAGGAGCUUUGGAAUCGGCUAGUUGCCAACUGCAAGUUCAACUUACAGCACAAGGCAUGUGAGAAGCUGGGCCUAUCCAGUUCUGUAAGGAGGGGUUUCCAGGUCCUCUGGCUUCAUGCUGCCUGCCGGGUGGAGGCCAAAAUCACUAGAAACCAGCUCUGUCAGUGUAUUGGUAAACUUUGUAACAACACUUAGGGCAGGAGGUGGUCUGCAGAAGCAAGCAAAGGCUGGGGACUGGAGGAAAAGAAGGGAGAAGGGACAGGAAAGAGGAGAGAUGAGUAAACGCCAAGUGAAGGUCCAGCAAGGAGCAGAGGCCACGCUGAGACUCGAGAGUAGAGCAGCAGUUCUUUCAAGAGGACAAUUCAAGGGUGGCCAAGGGCUGGAAGCAGUGACCCCGCCCUCAGCCCCUUCCAGAUUUCAGUGUUUCCCUGCAUUCCUGGGCCUGGCCGGCUAGCCACAGAGAUCGAGACUAGAGCCUGAAUUCUUGCCAGGUAAGCUCUGGGGGCACUGAUGGUCAGUAAGCGUCUGCCUCAGCGUGGCUCCAGCCAGCAUAAUCAGGCACGCAAGCCUACCUUCUCAUCUCUGAGUCUCAAGGCUGCCUGCUUCCUGCUCCCCUCACCAGGGGAGUGGGGGAGCCACUUCUUGGCCCACCUGCCCUGCCUCCUUAGCAUUCUGCUGGACCCUGUAUUUCCAAGCCCAGGGAAGCCUCCAAGGGGGUCAGGAGACCAGGAGGAUGGAGACAGACCACCUGUGCCCCUCACCUUGGCAUCCAGGAAUGUGCUGGUAAGGCAGCACCAUCCUGCCACAGGAGAAGCUGUGAGCUGUUUAAUGAUCAAAGAAAUUGAUGAAAAGGAUUCCCUCCUCCUGAAUGACGGGCCAGGGGCUCACCCGCUACCGGAGGGAGCCUGCUCUUAACGGAGGCACAAGAUGUUUGAUACGGCAGAGAAGGCCAGUGAACCAGAAAGGGGAACUGGGGGGGCCACUGAACCUGCUUGUGGAUCGUUAUUGAGAAGACUGUCAUCCGGAGACAGUCUGAGGCUCUGGUAAUUUGCUUUCUCCCUGGAGUACGUGGGAGAACAUUAAUAUUUUAGGUUCCUGCUAAAUAUUUAUAGAGGGAACAAAGUUUUACUCAGGAAAUAUACUGACAAUGGAUUGCAGCCCUAGUGGGGAAGGACUUUCUGUGCUAGGCCAGCUGGAAAAUGCCUGAUUUGAUGAAGAGUUUUGGCCUAAGGCCUGGCAUGAAAAAUAAUUUUAAAACCUGCUCAGCUCUUGUAGGAAGCAGCUAUUUUUUUGAGGGCAAAAAGGCUGUGGUUUUCUGGGUACUUUGGGUGGGAGCUGGCCUGGGAGAGAGGAAUGCGCAUCUUAUAGGAGACCUGUCAUCAGGAGCCCUUUGGAACAUCUAAGACAAAAAAGGGAAGUUGCAGAGGGCUACUGGAGAGACCCAACUUUUAGGACAGGCUGCCAGGAGCUGUUUGAUAAGCAAGCUAUAUCUGCCCUCAGUAAAUAUUUGUCAGGUGUCUCCUAGUGACACACCACUCCUGGAUGCUAAGAAUACAGUAGAGAUGAGGUAGAUGCUGUUCUUUUAUUUUUUUUUUUACAGCUGCUCUUCUUGCUUCUGGAGUUAAUAUUCCACUCUGCGAGGCGGGCAAAAAUACAGAAUUAAAAUAUCAUUUCAGAUGGAACUAUCUGAGAGAAAUUAAAGAGUAAGGGAAUGGGCAAUGAGGAGGGCAUGCCCCUUCAGAGACCUCUCUGUAGGUGAUAUUUAAAUUGAUACUUGACUGUCAAGACAAUUAGGACAAGUGGCUUUUCCAUCCUCAGACGGUAGCUGGGGUUGUAUAGUGGGAGGAGCCCCUAGGUGGGCCCUGGACCAGUAGACCUCCCACCACAUCCGCCCCUGUGUAGCUACAUAGAUCUCUAUCAGCAUCCAAAGAACCAAAAAUGUUGUGUGCUUCAGGGAUGUGCUGGGCUGUGUCAUGCUCACCAAAUUUGGCAGGAACACAAUAGUUAAAAAAAAA
Odocoileus virginianus texanus is the source of this 4231-nucleotide messenger RNA. It is a transcript of the gene C26H3orf62, whose product is annotated as chromosome 26 C3orf62 homolog. NCBI's taxonomy places the organism in Eukaryota, Metazoa, Chordata, Mammalia, Artiodactyla, Cervidae. The record is from RefSeq and is a predicted model, not a curated record.